CUGAAACGUAUUGCUGCAGCUUUUUCAAUGUCACGUUAAUGAGGAAGCAUUGGCAAUAGUUUUAACAUUCAAUGUGGGAUUAUUUCAAAAGAGAUUGGAAAAAGUAUUCUGAUAGUUUAAAUAUAAAAAAUAGCAAACAACUCUGGUCCAGGUAAAAGUCUUGCAAUACAUUUUUUUACUUCAGGUAAAGUACAAAAGUCUGAGCAGUAAAAUAUUAAACAUACAAAAAGUACUGAUCAUACAUGCAUCAUUAUUUAUAAUCAAGUAAUAUAAUAUGUCUGAUAGUUUGUUUACAUUAUUGUAAAGGCAGUUUUUGUUACUUUAUAUACUGGCGUGCACUUACCCCAAAAAGUUGAUCUAAAUGUUUGUACUGACAAUUUAUUAUACAAAGUCAAACUAAAGAUGUCAGAUAAUUAUAGCGGAGUAAAAGGAAAAAGAACAAUGUUUGUCCGAAUUAUGGAGCAGGAGAAUCGGUAUAAACUGCUGUCAGAUUGAGUGAUUUUUCUUUUCUUAAAUCAGCUUUGUUGAUUUAAUUCUGUGGGCGUGGAUUCAAACACGUGACGCACGUUAUUGUCCAGUGAUUGGCUGGAAUACAACCUGGAUGUCACGUGCGGAUUUGCCGCCACAUUUCCAACGAGGAAGAGCAAAGAAAGCUCCGCGUCUGACAGCAACUGCCCCCCCCAGAAAACAACCCGCAGUUCAUGCCGUUUUAACGUUAUUUUACCCGCCUGUCCUCUUAAAAACAUCUUUAAAAAAAUAUUAUUUAUAAAAUGUUCAUCACGGAUAUAAGGAAGGACUUUUACGAAGUCGUUGCCAACCAGAGAGUCGCUCUCCUGGUGGCGUCAGACAUCGAUGCCCUCUGCGCCUGUAAGAUCCUCCAGGUGCUGUUCCACUGCGACCAGGUCCAGUACACGCUGGUGCCAGUUACAGGCUGGCAGGACCUCAGCACGGCAUUCCUCGAGCACAAAGAGCAGUUCCGGUAUUUUGUUCUCAUCAACUGCGGGGCGAAUGUUGACCUUCUGGAGAUGCUGCAGCCGGAUGACGACUCCGUCUUCUUCAUCUGUGACACUCACCGGCCUGUCGAUGUGGUGAACGUCUACAACGACUCCCAGAUAAAGCUCCUCAUCAAACAGGACGACGACCUCGGCGUUCCCUCGUACGACGAUAUUUUUCAAGACGAUGACGAAGGGGAGGAAGGCGACUCUGGAAAUGAGAGCGAGGAAGGCUCGGAGCCGUCUGGGAAGCGGCGGAGAUUUGAUGAAGGGGCGGUGGAGAGGAGGAUCGAGAGGCGGCGAGCGAAGCGGGACUGGGAGGCGCGGAGGAGGGAAAUCCUGUUCGACUAUGAGCAGUACGAAUAUCACGGGACCUCUGCUUCACUCAUGUUGUUUGAGCUGGCGUGGGUGUUGACCAAAGACACCAAGGACAUGCUCUGGUGGGCCGUCAUUGGACUGACGGACCAGUGGGUUCAUGACAAAAUCACACAUAUGAAGUACGUCACGGACAUCGCCACAAUGCAGCGCCACGUCUCCCGGCAUAACCACCGGAACGAGGACGAGGAGAACUCGCUCUCCAUCGACUGUAUGAGGAUCUCCUUUGAAUACGACCUCCGGCUCACCCUCUACCAGCACUGGUCUCUGUAUGAGAGCAUCUGUAACUCCUGCUACACGGCGUGCAACUUCAAGCUGUGGACGUUAAAUGGCCAAAAGAAGCUCCAGGAGUUCCUCGCUGACAUGGGGCUGCCUCUGAAACAAGUGAGGCAGAAAUUCCACUCUAUGGACAUGUCGAUCAAAGAGAACCUGAGGGACGUCAUCGAGGAGUCUUCCAAUAAAUACGGCAUGAAGGACAUCCGCAUCCAGACAUUUGGCGUUCACUUUGGCUUCAAGAACCGCUUCCUGGCCUGUGACAUGGUGCAUGCCACCACUGCCUUGCUCGAGAGCACCGAGAAAGACGAGAGCGCCAGCGACAACUUCAUCAAGGCCCUGGACUCCCUUUCCAGGAGCAACCUCGACCGGCUCCACUCGGGCAUCGACCUGGCCAAGAAGAAGCUGAUGGCCAUCCAACAGACGGUCGCCAGCUGCAUCUGCACCAACCUCAUCGUGUCCCAGGGACCGUUCCUCUACUGCUACCUCAUGGAGGGGACGCCGGACGUGAAGCUCUUCUCCAAGCCCAUGGCCUUGACUCUGCUCUGCAAGUACCUCCUGAAGGCUUUCGUCCAAUCCACGAGGAAUAAGCGCUGCAAACUGCUUCCCCUCAUCAUGGCUGCUCCCAAGGACGUGGAGAAGGGGUCCGUCAUAGUUGUGGGGAUCCCGCCUGAGUCUGAGACAUCGGACAAGAAGAAUUUCUUCGGUCGAGCGUUUGAGAAAGCCGCAGAGAACACCAGCUCCAGAACUCUUCAUGACAACUUUGACACUUCAAUCAUCACACUGAAGACGGAGGACCGGAGCAAGUUCCUGGACGCGCUCAUCACGCUGCUGUCGUGAGGAGGCGGCGUGAUGCGCUCGGCACUCGACUGGCGUUGGUCGAUUGUUUUUAUCACUGUGUGUAUAUUGUACAGCCUUAUUGUUGCUUUUUAAAUUCUUGUAAUGUUUUGAUGUUUUAUUCCCGUCUGUAUGUGAGUCGCUCGUCACAUUUUUAUGUUUUAAACAUGUUUAAUAAAUCCCAGUUGGUCAUUUUAAA
This is a messenger RNA of Pseudoliparis swirei, 2676 nucleotides long. RefSeq names its product CDC45 cell division cycle 45 homolog (S. cerevisiae) (gene cdc45). Bases 771 to 2480 code for a protein of 569 amino acids. The record is from RefSeq and is a predicted model, not a curated record. Gene Ontology annotation, molecular function: DNA replication origin binding; single-stranded DNA binding; chromatin binding. Gene Ontology annotation, biological process: DNA replication initiation; double-strand break repair via break-induced replication; mitotic DNA replication preinitiation complex assembly. Lineage: Eukaryota; Metazoa; Chordata; Actinopteri; Perciformes; Liparidae. Gene Ontology annotation, cellular component: DNA replication preinitiation complex. The transcript is spliced from 18 exons.